AUAAAAAGUGAGCAGGGAUGGAAGGAAAGAAAGAGCAAAGGAAAAUAUUUGGAGGGAAGGGGAGGGUCGGAGAGAAUGGAAGAGGCAGUCAUACAUGUGCCAGGAGCGCUGGACCUCUCGCUGUGACUGGUGCUCGUCAAGGAUUUUUUUUUCUCCCUUUCUUUAUUUACCUCCCUCUUUUGUUUUCUCCCGCAUAGCGGUGACACCAGCCUGUUUGCUGUCUUUUUUGUCUUUUCCAUUUUUCUCCCCCCCCACCCCUUCCGCUCUCUUGCUCUCUCUCGCUCUCUCUCUCUAUCUUUCUGUGACUCGCAACAAAAGGCUGACGGAGUGAGCCUGACGUCUGAAUGAAUAGCCCAAACCUGCCGUGAAGGGAGAGAAGAGGGAGACGGAGCAGAGAAGAGGAGGCUGAGGAGAAAAGAGACAAGUGAUCUGACUGAAGAGGUGGAAAGAGGAGAGUGCAGAAAAGUCCCGAUUACUGGCUGCGGAUGCAUAGAAAUUCUGUUUUUUUUUCUUCUCUCUUUGGCGAUUAAAGGAGUUGAAGACAUCGCUUUAACUGUGUGUGUGUGUGUGCGGGGGGGAUUGUAGUCCUCGCUCUCUUGUCCUCCCCCUCAGACGCUGCCCUCCUGUGCCACCUUCCGUUUGUUUUCCCCCUGAGAAUACCAGUCGUCUGAGAAGAAGAAAUGGAUCUACUGGGCAUGAGCUGACAAAGGAAGACGGAUUUGGAAACAACGAGUGGGAGAGCAAGAGAAAACAGCAGAGGAGGACAGAGGAGAGGGAGGGAGGGAGGGCUGGAGGGGGAGGUAGAGAGGAGAGGAUAACCUCAGGGCAUACUGUGAGAAUCCCCCAACGCCCACUUUUUUUUUCUUUUUUUUUUGUCCCUCUCCACUGCACUUCCUCUACCAUGUGUAGCUCCUGAUUUGAAGAAUGUGGAGGCAGCAUUUCCCAGGUAUUCGGCCCCAGAUUAUGAACGGGCCUAUGCACCCGCGCCCCCUGGUGGCGCUGCUGGAUGGGCGUGACUGCACUGUGGAGAUGCCCAUCCUCAAGGAUCUGGCCACCGUGGCUUUUUGUGAUGCCCAGUCCACACAGGAGAUACAUGAAAAGGUGCUGAAUGAGGCAGUAGGGGCCAUGAUGUACCACACCAUCACCCUGACCAGAGAGGACCUAGAGAAAUUCAAGGCACUGCGCAUUAUCAUCCGCAUCGGCAGCGGCUACGACAACAUCGAUAUCAAGGCCGCUGGGGAGCUUGGAAUUGCAGUGUGUAAUAUUCCCUCAGCAGCUGUAGAAGAAACAGCAGACUCAACACUUUGUCACAUCCUCAACCUGUACCGGCGAAACACCUGGUUGUACCAGGCUCUCCGGGAGGGCACACGGGUCCAGAGCGUGGAGCAGAUCCGAGAGGUGGCAUCAGGGGCAGCCAGGAUCCGAGGAGAGACACUUGGCCUUAUUGGAUUUGGUCGUUCAGGCCAGGCGGUGGCAAUGCGAGCCAAGGCGUUUGGCUUCAACGUGAUCUUCUAUGAUCCCUACCUCCAGGACGGCUUGGAGCGCUCACUGGGCGUACAGCGAGUCUACACACUCCAGGACCUGCUCUACCAGAGUGACUGCGUCUCCCUGCACUGCAACCUGAAUGAACACAACCACCACCUCAUCAAUGACUUCACCAUCAAACAGAUGCGUCAAGGUGCUUUCCUGGUCAACUCGGCACGGGGAGGCCUAGUGGAUGAGAAAGCUUUGGCUCAGGCCCUAAAAGAGGGCAGGAUACGGGGAGCCGCCUUGGAUGUCCACGAGUCGGAGCCUUUCAGUUUUUCUCAAGGUCCCCUGAAAGAUGCCCCAAACUUGAUCUGCACACCCCACACUGCCUGGUACAGCGAGCAGGCGUCACUGGAGAUGAGAGAGGCCGCCGCCACAGAAAUACGCAGAGCCAUCACAGGCCGUAUUCCUGACAGCCUCCGAAACUGCGUCAACAAAGAGUUCUUUGUCACUACGGCACCCUGGGGAGUGAUUGAGCAGCAGCAGCCUCAAGUUCACCCUGAGAUCAAUGGGGCAGCCUAUAGAUUCCCUCCUGGUGUGGUGGGUGUCGCCCCUGGUGGGAUUCCCGGACCUAUGGAGGGGUUGGUGCCUGGGGGAGUGCCCAUCACCCACACCCUGCCCCCUGGUACCCAUCCGUCACAGGCCACCUCCCCUACCCAACCCUCCAAACAUGGCGACCCCAUGAGAGAGCACAUGACUGAGCCGUAGGACAGCUGCCGUAAAAGAGCAGAGGGCUAAAACCGCUGUAAACUAAAAACCCAGCAACCUACCAACUCAAUCAUCCAACUUUGUUUGACUUCAGUCAUCUGAACCAACCAGCAGACUGCUUGCUGGGCAACGUUUCGCACGUUUUCUGUUUAUAUGAAACCACUAAGCCCUAAUGAGGACAGUGGAUGUUACUUGAGCUGCCACACUGAGAUGGGACUGACCAUCAAACUCAUGUGCUGAAGAUCUGAAACCUCCUCCUUCCAUAUCUAUGUUCUUUAAUGACUCGUGUUACUUUGGUUCUUAUCUUUAUUUUUUGAGAAUAUUUUAGGGGGAUUCCUCCUGAAUAAUGGGACACAUGGACAUUACCAUCUGCAGGAUGGAAAUGUGACCCACUCUCCCUGGUCUAAUGGAAGACCUUGAAAGGACAGCAACUUCACAAGCCUCUUUUUCCCCUCCCUCCUCCACAGUUUCACCCAUUUCAGCACAAAAUGUUUUUUUACUUUGUUCUGUUUAUCCUAUAUUGUUUUUGUUUCUGUUCUUCAGUGUGUGAAAGUGAAAAAUUUACAGUUACACAUGUUUUAGCAGACAAGAAAAUCAGAUGAUGACAAUAGCAGAAUCCGCUGUCUUCAUCACAAAUCUGGAUUCCAUCUUUGUCUUCAAAUCACUGUGGCUGAUGGCCCCUGAAUGUAGAGACGAGAUGUGGGGCAGUUAGAUGUUGUUUCCAGUUCCAGGAAGACCAUUUUGGUUUAUAAGGUAAAUGUGUCCCUUUUUAACCAAAAAGUUAAGAAAAAGAAACCGACUGCCAUAUACUGUAUGGUUAGAUACUGUACACCGAGUGUGUCACCUUAAUUAAUUAU
Monopterus albus (swamp eel) is the source of this 3092-nucleotide messenger RNA. RefSeq names its product C-terminal binding protein 2a (gene ctbp2a). Gene Ontology annotation, biological process: regulation of transcription by RNA polymerase II. Gene Ontology annotation, cellular component: nucleus. The record is from RefSeq and is a predicted model, not a curated record. NCBI's taxonomy places the organism in Eukaryota, Metazoa, Chordata, Actinopteri, Synbranchiformes, Synbranchidae. Gene Ontology annotation, molecular function: transcription corepressor activity; transcription coregulator binding; transcription coactivator activity. The transcript is spliced from 9 exons. The coding region runs from base 925 to 2235 and encodes 436 amino acids.